Pyricularia oryzae 70-15 is the source of this 1929-nucleotide messenger RNA. RefSeq names its product dihydrodipicolinate synthase. Gene Ontology annotation, molecular function: 4-hydroxy-tetrahydrodipicolinate synthase activity. Lineage: Eukaryota; Fungi; Ascomycota; Sordariomycetes; Magnaporthales; Pyriculariaceae. The record is from RefSeq and is a predicted model, not a curated record. The transcript has a single exon. The coding region runs from base 827 to 1798 and encodes 323 amino acids.
CAGAUUAACACAUUCCUGCAGGUUGUACUUUUACACAGCAUCGGUUUUUUUUUUUCUGUUUCAUGCCGUGUAACGAACCUAUGAUAGACAUUCAUAUCACUCUCAUUGACUAUUUCAGCUUCAACACAACCACCGCAAACAUUACAAGCUCAAGAAUGAAUUGAUGUGAACUCACAAAGAAAGUCUUACCUAACAACAACUAAUCCCAGACAGGUUUUAAGCCUAGGAUAUCCAUUUACCGGCAGUCCAAGGUACAGGCCCAAUGCUUGCUUUAUCUGGUCCAAACAACGCGGGGCCUUUUAAACCUCGGGGAUGUACCUCUCCCGAACUGCAUAUACUUUCAAGUACUACUGCUACUCUCAUGACGCAGUAUCCUUUGUCAUUUCCGGCAGCUUUUGAAAUCUUAUUUUCGAAAGAGCAACGCUGGUUGGCAGGGCACCACUCAAAAUAAAUACAACAAUGGGGAACAAAAAUGACAUUUUAAGCUCCCGGCAAGAUUUCGGCCUCUCCGUCUCGAAAUCCAGUCCUCGGCCUUGAUUUAGUGCCUGGGGUAACCGACGGGUAUUCUCCAUGUCAUCUCAGCAGACCCCGUCACACCCCGCCACGUUCCUCGAACUGCGGGCCCCUUCUUCGCGUUUGGGGGAUUAUAAGCUCUUUACUUUUUCUUUCUUUUCUCGCGUCUGUCUAUUUCUCUUCCCCCUUUGAUCCUAUCCUCCUUGCUGUCUACUAUAGUCCAAAUCUACCCAAGUACAUAAUCAACAGAGCUCCAUAUCAACAUCACCCUCUUCCAGCCUCCACACACACAUCACAUCCAAGAACAAAAGCCAUGAGCUCAACAAACGGCAACGCCGGCAGCCGCCGCGCCCUGCCCUGCGGCAUUUACGCCCCAACCAUGACGUUCUUCGACCCGGAGACUGAGGAGCUCGACAUCCCCACCAUCAAGAAGCACGCGGAGCGCCUGGCCCGCGCCGGGCUGGCCGGGCUAGUCACCAUGGGCUCCAACGGCGAGGCGGUGCACUGCACGCGCGAGGAAAAGGUGGCCGUGACCCGGGCGACGCGCGAGGCCCUCGACGCCGCCGGCUUCCCCGCUGUGCCCAUCAUCGUCGGCGCCACCGAGGGCUCGGUCAAGGGCACGAUCGAGCUGUGCCGGGCCUGCGCCGACGUGGGCGCCGACGCGGUCCUCCUCCUCCCUCCCAGCUACUACCGCGGCUUCAUGGACGACGAGGCCAUCUCGAGCUACUUCCACGCCGUGGCCGACUCGAGCCCCAUCCCCAUCGUGCUGUACAACUACCCGGGCGCAGUGGCCGGCGUCGACAUGGACUCGGACCUCAUCAUCAAGCUGGCCGAGCACCCCAACAUCGUCGGCACAAAGUUCACCUGCGGCAGCACCGGCAAGCUGACCCGCGUCGCCACCGCCACCAAGGCCAAGACGCCCUUCGCCGAGGGCUCCGGCUACAUGGCCUUUGGCGGCAUCUGCGACUUUACCGUGCAGACCCUGGCCAGCGGCGGCAGCGGCAUCAUCGCCGGCGGCGCCAACGUCAUGCCCAAGGUCUGCGUCAAGGUCUGGAACCUCUGGGCCGAGGGCAAGCGGGACGAGGCCAUCGAGCUGCAAAAGGUCCUGAGCAAGGGCGACUGGGUCCUGACAAAGGCCGCCAUCGCCGGCACCAAGCAGGCCAUCCAGAGCUACUACGGCUACGGUGGCUACCCCAGGAGGCCGCUCAAGAGGCUGGACGCCGCCAAGGUCUCGGCCAUUGAGGAGGGCGUCAGGGAGAUUAUGGACAUUGAGAAGACGUUGUAGAUGGGGCGGAAAGGUAUAGAUAUAUAGUUUACUAAUUGAGGCGCACAUGUUAGAUGGGGCACAUUACGAAUAAAUCUAAAUUUUCAUGACGACUACCCCCUAAAAUUUACUUGACGUAAAUAGGAUGCUAC